AGACAGGGAGGGGGGAAGGAAGAAGUGUAAGCCCCGGAUCCAUCUUCAAGAGAAAAUAGGAAAGAAACCGCGUCCCAGUUUUAUUUCGUUUUAGGCGGCAUCUUUCGGUAUAAUACGUGUUAGGGAGCCCAAGGAAGGGGCUGUGUCAUUGACUGUAGGAUGUCCCGACAUGAAGGUGUGAGCUGUGACGCGUGUUUAAAAGGGAACUUCAGAGGGCGCCGAUACAAGUGUUUAAUUUGCUACGACUACGAUCUGUGUGCGUCGUGCUACGAGAGUGGAGCCACCACAACUAGACAUACAACGGAGCACCCCAUGCAGUGCAUACUAACCAGGGUAGACUUUGACCUCUAUUAUGGUGGAGAGGCAUUUUCAGUAGAGCAACCCCAGUCGUUUACUUGUCCCUACUGUGGAAAAAUGGGUUACACAGAAACGUCUCUACAGGAGCACGUUUCCUCUGAACAUGCUGAGACCUCCACAGAGGUGAUCUGCCCAAUCUGUGCAGCUUUGCCUGGAGGCGACCCUAAUCAUGUCACAGAUGACUUUGCUGCUCAUCUCACACUUGAACACAGAGCACCUAGAGAUUUAGAUGAGACUAGUGGUGUGCGGCACGUGCGCCGGAUGUUCCACCCUGGCCGUGGGCUGGGUGGUCCACGAGCACGCAGGACUAACAUGCACUUUACCAGCAGCUCCACUGGGGGGCUUUCCUCUUCACAAAGCUCAUCCUACUCUCCAAGCAAUAGGGAAGCUAUGGACCCCAUAGCAGAGCUGCUGUCCCAGUUGUCAGGCGUGCGGCGCUCAGCGGGUGGACAGCUCAAUUCCUCAGGCCCGUCAGCCUCGCAGCUGCAGCAGUUGCAGAUGCAGCUGCAGCUGGAGAGACAGCAGGCACAGGCGGCCCGCCAGCAGCUGGAGACCGCACGCAAUGCCACACGCCAACGCAGUAACCCUAGCAACAUCAGUGCCAGUGUCCCACCCCCCAGCACCACCACAAACACAGCCAUGACAGAGAGCAACCCUCUGGCCUCCCACAGCUCACAGUUUCUCCUCACACGGUUGAACGAGCCAAAGAUGUCUGAGGUGGAGCGUCAGGCAUUGGAGAGCGAGCGUGCUGACCGCAGCCUGUUUGUCCAGGAGCUACUGCUGUCCACGCUGAUGCGUGAGGAGAGCUCAUCCUCAGAUGAGGAUGAACGGCGAGACUUCGCUGACUUUGGCGCAAUGGGCUGUGUGGACAUCAUGCCUUUGGACGUGGCACUGGAAAGCCUCAAUCUCAAAGAGAGCUCUGCAGGCAAAGAGCCUCCACCUCCUCCUCUUUGAUGAUAUCCCACCACCACGCAGACAAUGUCCUCUGUGCUGUAACUGCCAAUGAUGGUGGGCAAACACACAGCUCUGUUUGUUUGGUUUUUUGUUGUUUUGUUUUUAUUUGUUUUGGGUUUUUUUUUUUGUUUUUGUUUUUUUUGGAGAUUGUAAUUUCAGGUCUGUCACCUUUUUGUUACAUUGUAAAAAUCCAUUAAAGGAGAGCGAGUAUGAGAGGAAAAAACUAAACAAGUGUGUAAGAGUGAGUGAGAGAGACAGUGAGAGAAAGACAGAAAAAUAUAAAAUAUAUAUAUAAAAUAUAUAUAUAUUGACUUGAUAAUCAAUUCCACAUUACUAAAUUUUUUUUUCCUUUAGCAGGUCAGCGUAGGUAGCUGUGGCAGACAUCUGCUUCCUGUGUCUAACAAAAGGCUCUCCUUAUAAAUACUCCACAUUCAAAAACUGAAGAGGAAACUGAGUCCUUCUCUAAUGAAGCUGCUGUGUGUAUUUAUGAAUAUUAAUGAAUAAAAAGUGCUUGGAUGGUUUACCAUAACUACUGCAUGAGGUUAUUUGCAGCGUGCAUGAUUUUUAAUGACCUUGUCAUUAAAACGGCAAAAAAAUCCCAAAGCUUUCUUUAAUUUUUUAAAAGGGUUACUUGAACUGAAAUGUCUUUUGAAUGAAAUAUAGAAUUCAAAUUUGAGAGGUUUUUUUUUCCAUGUUUUUAUAAAAGGAAAGCAAAAGCGAAAUUGGAAUCUGCAGUAGCUUCAUAAGAAAACAAUGCAGUUCAGUUUUGUCUCUGAGCUCCAGGCUGCCCUUCUUUGAGCUAGCAGGCACCUCACCCUGAUAAAUUGAUGUAACCAAUGCUGCAAAAAAACAACAGUGAAACAAAUUUGUCAAGCUAACGUGAUGGAGGAUCUUUCUUUUUGCCAAGAAAUAAAUAAAAAGAUAAUCUCUACAGGCAAAAAGAGAACUUGCCUAUUAACAUUUUUUUUUUCUAGACGUUGAUGUUUUAGUGACAACUGUGUAAUCACCAGAUGUACUUUCUAACUUUUGCACCUGUACAGAACAGUUGGCUUCUCCAUGCUCAUCACACUCUGCUUUGCACCUCUGCUUCCAGUAGGCAACAGCUGCUGCUCUCACUGGAUCUCGGAGACGGAGUGCUGAUCUAGGGUUAUUGUUUGUGGUUAAAAUCACCAUUAAACAGGGGAAGUCUUCUCCUAGACCAGCACUGCAACUCAGAAGGUCUUUGAAUGCAGACCCAAAUAUCCCUUUUUCCUUUCUUUUAUCACUUUCUUCAGUUAAUGAAGGAGAGCUUAAGACUUGCCACAUUUCAGGCAUUGUUUGUGUUUUCCUUUUCAACUUCUUUUUUUAAAGAAUGACAUUCUGAUUUUUGCUCUGCUUAAAAAAUAGCACCUUCUAUUUAUUCAGGUUUUGAUUUUCUUUUUUUCCUCUUGAUUUUUAUUCAACCUUGUGAUUGAAUCAUGCCACUUCCAUGCCUAUACUCUUAUCCUCAAUGUAAAAUACAAUGAGAUGUAUAUUGAAUUGAAUUUGUGCGUUAACUUUCAUAAUGGUUCUAGGACAUGGGCAGACUUUCUUUUUUUAAUGUAAAUUUAGAAUACUACAAUAAAAAUGGCGCACAGCUUUUGAUGAAAAAUAA
This is a messenger RNA of Electrophorus electricus (electric eel), 2944 nucleotides long. RefSeq names its product potassium channel modulatory factor 1 (gene kcmf1). Gene Ontology annotation, cellular component: plasma membrane. Lineage: Eukaryota; Metazoa; Chordata; Actinopteri; Gymnotiformes; Gymnotidae. Gene Ontology annotation, biological process: synaptic signaling. Gene Ontology annotation, molecular function: zinc ion binding. The record is from RefSeq and is a predicted model, not a curated record.